GAUUGGUUGCCUGGUAACUGAAUUGUAAACAUCAUGGUGGGCCGAUGCCAGGGCGUCUAAUCUCCUAGCAACAGAGAGCAGUAAGUGCUGUAGCGCAAAGUGCAACUCGCCGGCACUCGGGAUGGCUGUGGCUGUGUUUAGCCCGGGGUUACGGGAGGAUUUCUCGCUGCUAGAUGCCCGUAAUGCGGAGAUGGCGGAGAGAGUGCACAGUGGUGGCAGGUGGGGGACGCCCAGCCCUGACAACUGGAGAGACCCCAGGGAGUCUGACAGUGACAGCGAGGAGGAAGUGGAGGAGAAGAUGGAGGAACAAUUUGAUGGAGUGCUGCGGGAGGAAAUGGUUUCGAAUGGACUCUCUCUUUUGGGUCGUUCAGCUCUUGGAACUCAACAAGUUUAUUUGAACCUAAAUUUGUCUGCACAGAAAUUACUUGAUAUUCAGAUUCUUUGUAAUUACGUUCACCUACAAAAGUUGGAUGUGUCCUGUAAUGAAAUCACUGAUUUGUCCUGUAUCUGUUACAUGCCAUACUUGACUGAGCUGAAUGCAUCAAACAACAAACUGAGCACAUAUUUUGAUUUUGUUCCACCUAAAAAUCUGAUGGUUGUGGAUUUGUCAUUUAAUGCCAUAACCAGCAUGAAGGAUUUAUCCGCACACAAGUCGCUGACAAAGCUCUUCUUAAAUAAUAAUAGCAUACAGGAUAUAACUGGGUUAGAAAAGUGCAGCAGUCUGACCCAUCUGAACCUGGCUCACAAUAAAAUCUGCAACAUCAGUGGGCUUGGUAACUUGCCAAUCAAAGCACUCUCUCUGGCCUCCAAUCACAUUAAGAACAUCACUGGUUUGGAAAAGCUGAAUGUGCUGCAAACAUUGGACCUCUCCUCCAACCAGAUCUCCAGUCUUGAAGGCCUGGAGGAACUGGCAUUCUUACAGACUCUGAACCUUCAAGACAAUGAGAUCUGUCAAAUAAGUGAGAUUGCUUUCAUUGAAGAGCUGCCUCUACUACAUGUCCUAAAUCUUUUAAACAAUCCAGUGCAGGAACAAGCAGAGUACUGGCUGUCAGUGCUGUUUAUGCUGCAGAAAUUAACUGAACUGGAUCAGAAGAAGAUCAAAGUUGAGGAGAAGGUGGCAGCAGUGAAUAAGUAUGACCCUCCCCCAGAGGUAAUUGCUGGACGGGAUCAUAUGGCCAAUGUUAUGUACAGUACGAUUCAGCCACAAAAGAUCUUCGACAGUACAUUGCCCAAUCUGGAUACCCCUUACCCCAUGCUGGUUCUGACUGGGCCCCAGUCCUGUGGGAAGCGAGAACUAGCACACAGAAUGUGCAGGGAGUUCAAGGAGUUCUUCCGCUAUGGCCCCUGCCAUACAACUAGAAAUCCAUACUUUGGAGAAGAGAAGCGGUUUGAUUACCACUUUGUCACAACAGAAAUGUUUGAGGAUAUGACCUGCACUGGACAGUUUCUCCUAACUAUGAAAUACAGUGGUCACUACUAUGGCCUGACCAGAGAGGCUGUGGAAUCAGUUGCAAGAGAAGGUCUUGCCUGCUGCACCCACAUGGAAAUAGAGGGUGUAAGAAGCUUAAAACAUUCCUAUUUUCAACCACGUUACAUUUUGCUUCUGCCAAUGGACAAGGAGAAAUAUGAAGGAUGGCUGAGGAGGAAGGGCUUGUUCACAAGACCUGAGAUAGAUGUAGCAGUGUCUCGAGUGGAUAUGUACAAAAAGGUACAUCAGGAUGCCCCAGGCUUCUUUGAUGCUGUUAUCAACACAGAUGAUUUAGAUGAAGCCUAUAAACAUUUAAGAUCAUUGGUUAAAGAGUACCUGGGCCUAACUGAGUCAGUGCUAUCUAACGAGAACAUAACCAGAAGGAAAUCAGGAGCUGACUCUGGGAAGCCAUUAACGGUAUCCUCAAAUGGAGCGCAUAAAGUCUCACAGAAUGCCACCAACAAUGAAUUUCAGGAUCCUGCUGCCAGAAACUAUUCUGCAUCAGUGUCUGCAAAAGUAUCCGCACAGAUAAACCCUGCGGAGGAGGCAUCAGUACAGAGACGUCAGCAGGCCGCCCGACGAGCAUUAGUGGGGAAGACGCCAGGAACGUACACCCAGCUGUUUCAGCGAGGUCCUGUAACUGCUCCAGCUACACUAGGAACCCACCGACAUCUCCUAGACCCUACAUCAUGCUCAUCCAUGCAGCCAAGUGGGAGUAAUGUCACUGCAGACCGCAGCCUCCCAGCAGUCAGCCCUGAAACCAGUUCUAGAGACUCAAGGCCCAGCUCUGGAUUGUCCUUGCUCACUUCCGCUGGUGCCUUCUCUGCCCGAAGAUCUUCCUCUGGGAAUACUCCUGUCAUUAACAUUCACUCGCCUCCAGAAGACAAAAUUGAGCCCCUGGACCUGUCUGGUAUUGGUAUUGGCCAAGAACAAGAUAUCUUGUUAGGCGGAUCUGUUGGAAACACUCCUGAGACACCACGUUUGCCGUCAUCUACUCGCUCUGAUGUCAGAGGGUCUAAGUCCACAUCUUCUUCCUCCUCAUCACGGAUCUCUACGCAGGCAAGGCGACCAGGUUCCAACACCAAACCAAUUUUACCACCUAUUCCUUUAGGACGUAAGAAGUCCUCAACUUAGCUCCACAUAUUCUUAAGAUUCCUAAACCGACUGUACUGAUCUAAUUUAUGAAACAUUUCAAGACAGGUUUAAAGAUAUGUUGUGAGAACAAUCUAUGUAUAUGUACAUUUCUUUUUGAUUGCAAGUAUAGUUAACAUUUAGAAUAUAUGCAAGAUUAUACAUUACAAACGUUUUCUCAAUUCUAUCCAAGUUUAAACAAAAUAAAUAAAUUUCUAGAAUAAAUGCUCCGUACCUAUGUGUACAUAUUUGCCAUAUGCCAAAAUGUUGCCUAGGAUACCAAAUUGGUCUGGGCGGCCCUGGCACGAACACUCCUUCAUUUAUUUUGCCCCGUUGUAGAAAUUCUUUAUUUCAUGGCUCAGUGGAGUUCAGAUUACCCAGGAAAUCCAGAGAAUAACUGGAAAAAGAACAUGAUGAAGGCAACCAAUCCACACUUGCGGAGGCUAGCUUUCACCUGUACUUACAACGCACCAGCAUAAUAUCCAGUAUAGGAACGGGAGAUUAAAAAGGAUACUGGCUAGGGAUUACUAUUCCAACUAGAAUGUCAUUGAUGUGGAGAAGGGGGAAUAAAAACUGCACCAAUCUUCUACAAGCUCUUAGGAAAGCAGUUGGUAUUUUGCUUCCGUGCGAGUGUGAUAUAUGUGCUGGAAUCCUCGUUUUUGUUCUCACCUGGUCGCUAUAUAGAAGCACAGCACACAUUGGGAAGGGAGAGAGCAGAGACUGCUGCUGCUCAGCAGCCUUUGUGGACCCUCACUAGCGUCUGCAGAGAAAUGUCUGAUAUCUGUGUGACUAUGAAUCGUGCGUACAAGAUAUGAAUGCAGGCCAAGAUACAAACACAGUAAACAAAAGGCUGCUAGCUUCGGCCCCAUACUCAGAACCAGACCUGAGCAAUGAGGUAAUACAACUUUUGACUAAUUACAUAUAUAUAUAUUUAUAUAUAUACAGGU
Molecule: messenger RNA, 3546 nt
Organism: Pseudophryne corroboree (corroboree frog)
Lineage: Eukaryota; Metazoa; Chordata; Amphibia; Anura; Myobatrachidae
Gene: LRGUK
Product: leucine rich repeats and guanylate kinase domain containing
Exons: 20
Coding region: 122-2602 (826 amino acids)
Cellular component (GO): cytosol
Molecular function (GO): GMP kinase activity; protein binding
Source: RefSeq, a predicted model, not a curated record